Blepharisma stoltei is the source of this 768-nucleotide messenger RNA. NCBI's taxonomy places the organism in Eukaryota, Ciliophora, Heterotrichea, Heterotrichida, Blepharismidae. The record is from the annotation of a GenBank genome assembly.
AUGGAAACAACUCAUCAUGAAGGCGUUGAAAUAGACCCUAAGCUCACCGACAUCGCUUUAGAGCAGAAUCCUAGCCUCAUCCAACUGCCGAGCUCAGAUAAUGAUACUUGGCCAAGCUGGCCAAGUUCUCCUCAUUCAAAUUUAGAAAGAGGAAUGGACGAAUAUCUAGAUAAAAUGUUCGAAGACAAAACCGAGUCUCAAGAGGAGUCUCCAACCGCUGCUUCGAGCUUGAAAAAGAAAAGAGGAAGAAGGCCUCUUCGACCGCAUGAUCCAAUUAAGAAGAAAACCGAAGAAAAGGAUAAAUAUUGGCUAAGAGCUUUUCGAGCUUAUAUGAAAGAACUAUACCCAAAGAUUUCAGAUAAGAUGGGCUUAGAAGAGCAGGUGUUUUGGAAUGAGCACUUAGGAUCUAAUGGAAAGCCUGAAAAAGGCAAUCGGUUUUUAUCUUAUGGAAAGCGAUAUAAAAAUUAUCUAUUCACCAGACCUUACUUUGUGACGCUAUUUCAAGAUUGGUUUAAAGAGCAUGGCAAGGCUGAACUUUCAAAGAAAUGCAAGCCUGGAAGUGAUCUUUGGUUCGUAUUUUACGACUACGCGACAAAAGAUUUGCUAAACUAUGUCCCAACAGGGAGUUCUUCUAUAGAUGGAAGAGAGUCCCCACUUAGUUGUGCAUCACCUCCAGGAGAGACACAGGAUGAAAUGGUCAAUGAGCCCAUGGAUUUCUUUAUGGUAGACAAUGAAAGUGAAGAUAUAAUUGAGUCAUUUUUUAAUUAA